Messenger RNA from Soboliphyme baturini, 381 nucleotides. Lineage: Eukaryota; Metazoa; Nematoda; Enoplea; Dioctophymatida; Soboliphymatidae. The record is from the annotation of a GenBank genome assembly.
AUGACGCGAGGAGGAGAAUCGAUGCCGCACAGAGGUCCAACCACGAACUCGAAGAUCAAGCAGGUCUUGAUACAUCGUGACUUGUUCAAGGAGCAAGAAAUCCGACCAGUGCACGCUUCGACGGUCUGCACUCGUUUAAAAGCAGUCAGCGGGCGAAAUCCACUGCAAGGCCAUUGGCCGUCGAGAACGGAAGAGAAGACAAACCUCGCCGAACUCGGCAGUGUUCUGAAGGAGCUCGCCGAUGAGGGAAAACGAAUCAUCGUUUGCAUCUCUGGUAUCGUCGUCAUCGUACGAGCGGUGGUCGGCAGCGUGAGACGAGGCAAGACGGCGGUGGUGGCACUGUUCCGGAGAGAUGAUCAUCGAUUCGGUUGGUACGGAUAG